Lingula anatina is the source of this 605-nucleotide messenger RNA. RefSeq names its product adipocyte plasma membrane-associated protein-like. NCBI's taxonomy places the organism in Eukaryota, Metazoa, Brachiopoda, Lingulata, Lingulida, Lingulidae. Gene Ontology annotation, cellular component: mitochondrion; endomembrane system. The record is from RefSeq and is a predicted model, not a curated record. Gene Ontology annotation, molecular function: glycine N-acyltransferase activity; hydrolase activity.
GCCGGCAAAUUCAUAAUGUUGGGAUGUACGUGCGUAUGCUGAAAACUAUAAAUAAUUUGUGACAUUUUUUAUUCUAACGUGAAAUAAACAUUCUUUGUUUAACUCAGAAGCACGCUAGUUUCUCUGUUCUUCGAGAAGUAGGCCUGGUUGAUGUAAACAAGACCUAGGUCAAACGCGUGACAUAAUGCCAUAGACAAACUGGGUUACCAUAAUUUAGCGUCACGCUUCGUCAAUUUGACAGAUAGAGCUACAGUUACUGCAGACAGAGGAGAGUAGCAUUAAUAUGCCGGAGACAAGAAAACGCCACGUACCUUCGUCUUCAGGGAGUACUUCUCCAACCCAUAAAUCCGUUUCAUCUUCGGGGCCAAAUAAAGAUGAGGCUUCUCGUUCCUUCUCUCACACUUUAGGAUUACUCAUAAUAUUUAUUAGUUUAUCAUGUGUGACAACACUCUUCUUGCUGCCUUCACCUAUAGAGCCUAUUGAAUACAGCCUCCCAUUGCCACCUGAGUUCAUAGGUCCUCUGGCUGAAAACAAACUCUUAGCCAAAGCUGAUAAACUUUUCCUUGAUAGGCUCCGUGGACCAGAGUCUAUUACUGUACACAAUG